Molecule: messenger RNA, 1248 nt
Organism: Galeopterus variegatus (Sunda flying lemur)
Lineage: Eukaryota; Metazoa; Chordata; Mammalia; Dermoptera; Cynocephalidae
Gene: ACKR2
Product: atypical chemokine receptor 2
Exons: 1
Coding region: 34-1248 (404 amino acids)
Biological process (GO): G protein-coupled receptor signaling pathway; immune response; chemotaxis
Cellular component (GO): membrane
Molecular function (GO): chemokine receptor activity
Source: RefSeq, a predicted model, not a curated record
GCAGGACUUCAGGACUGGGUGUGUCCUCCCGACAUGGCCACCACUGCUUCCUUCCUGCCACUCGCCACCAAGGAGGCCAGUUCUGAGAACAGCAGCUCCUUCUAUGACUAUGACUACCUGGAUGAGGUGGACUUCAUGCUCUGCAGGAAGGACACAGUGCUGUCCUUUGGCAAAGUCUUCCUGCCAGUCUUCUACAGCCUUAUCUUUGUGUUGGGCCUGGGUGGGAACCUCCUUCUUCUCGUGGUCCUGCUCCGCUAUGUGCCUCGCAGGCGGAUGGCUGAGGUCUAUUUGCUGAACCUGGCCAUCUCCAACUUCCUGUUUGUGGUGACACUGCCCUUCUGGGGCAUCUCUGUGGCCUGGCACUGGGUCUUUGGGAGUUUCUUGUGCAAGAUGGUAAGCACCCUCUAUACCAUUAACUUUUACAGUGGCAUCUUUUUCAUUAGCUGCAUGAGCCUGGACAAGUACCUGGAGAUUGUCCACACUCAGCCCCACCACAGGCUGAGGACCCGGGCCAAGAGCCUGCUCCUUGUUGCCGUAGUGUGGGCCAUGGCCCUGGCUGUCUCCAUCCCUGACAUGGUCUUUGUACAGAUGCAUGAACAUCCCAAGGGUGUGUGGAACUGCUACGCAGAUUUCAGCGGGCACAGGACCACUUGGAAGCUCUUCCUCCGUUUCCAGCAGAACCUCCUGGGGUUUCUCCUUCCACUACUUGCCAUGAUCUUCUUCUACUCCCGCAUUGGCUGUGUCCUGGUCAGGCUGAGGCCCCUGGGCCGGGGCCGGGCUCUAAGAAUAGCUGCAGCCCUGGUAGUGGCCUUCUUCGUGCUCUGGUUCCCGUACAACCUCACUUUAUUUCUGCACUCACUGCUGGACUUACAAGCCUUCGGGAACUGCAAGGUCAGUCAGCACCUGGACUAUGCACUGCAGGUGACAGAGAGCAUUGCCUUCCUUCACUGCUGCUUUACACCCAUCCUCUAUGCCUUCUCCAGUUGCCGUUUCCGCCAAUACCUGAAGGCUUUACUGGCCACAGUGCUCAGAUGGCACCUGGCACCUGGCACUUCCCAGGCUUCGCCGUCCAACUGUUCUGAGAGCAGCAGGCUUACUGGCCAGGAAGAAAUGACCAGCAUGAAUGACCUUGGAGCGAGGCAGGCUAACAAUGGGGAAGGGGGAAUAGUUAAGCACCACAGUCUGGGGGGAGUGGAUGGGAUCCAGUUGGACUUCCACUCAAUGUGUUCUCGCCCAGAGUCUCAGUGA